UAUAACAACAAGAAUAAUAAUAAUAAUAAUAAUAAUAAUAAUAAUAUUCUCUCCGCCGGAAAGGUUUCACGCGAGCACGCCGACCACUGUUGUGCACGUUGUGACAGUGCGACGUCGUCGUACCGACCACCGAGGGCCGUAGUUGUCGCGAUCGGCAGUCGUGUGAUUUUCCGACGAGUCUCUCCAGCCAAAUCGCCUGAUGGCAAGUCUGUACCGCGUAAUAAUAUAAUAAUAUAAUAAUAUUUUACGCUGUAAUAUUAUUGUGACAUUCGCCCACGGUAAUAUAUUGUAUGGACGUUCGUCAAUAUUUUAACCUAUAUAGUUUUGAUAUAAUAUUAUUAUAUACGAUUUAUUCAAGUACCUACCUACAUAGUAUAUAUCAUACUUUUUUAUUAUUAUUUUGUUUUUUUCCAUCCACGAUUUGCCUUCGCCGCACGGACAGCACAAUGCCGCGGAUAUUCUUCCGGCCCCCGUAACAAAACCAGUAAACACUUAUUCAGUCAUUUAUUUUCAGUGGAUAAUAGAUUGGCAGUGAACACGCAUUUGUGAGAGACCCGCGCGCGCACGGAUGGAGCGAGGUAACGGGACUUCUGGAGCGGGUGGCGGUGCCGCGCACGUCUCGCCCUACUGCGGUGAUCUUCUGGUCGACUUGCACGACGUGUACGUCCACUACCACGGUUAUGCCAGCCUGCUGGUAUGCGCGUUCGGUUCGGUUGCCAACGUGCUAAACAUCGCCGUGCUGACACGCAAGGAAAUGGUCUCGCCCACCAACGCCAUACUGACCGGGCUAGCCGUGGCUGACCUAUUGGUUAUGGUCGAGUACGUGCCGUUCGCCUACCACAUGUACCUCCGGCCAGCCAACUAUCCGCGCGCCGACCGCUUCUCCUACAACUGGUCCCUGUUCGUCUUACUCCAUUCGGACUUUUCGCAAGCAUUCCACACCAUAUCCAUAUGGCUGACGGUCACCCUGGCCGUGUGGAGGUAUGUUGCCGUGGUUCAUCCUCAGAUCAACCGGAUAUGGUGCCGGAUGGAGACCACUCUGUCGGCGAUCGCGUUGGGCUACCUGGUGUGCCCGAUCAUCUGCAUACCCAGCUACCUGUCGUUCAACCUGUUCUCCCGAGUGGAGACGUUGGACGCGAACGGCAACCGUCCGGCAUCGGCGCUGCAGUCAGCGUUGCGGCGGGCCAAUAACGGCACCGAUGUCCACACCGGCCAUGGUACCGGCGGAGGAGGCUUUAGCAUAGGCACCAGUGGAGGCGGUGGUGAAGUCGGUGGAGGUGGUAACGACGGCGGCGGGCCUCUGCGCAACGUCACCCUAUACUACGUCAACGUCAGCGACCUGGCCACGUCCACGUAUCUGGCCGACAUAAAUUUCUGGGUGUACAGCGUCGUCAUCAAGAUCAUACCGUGCGUGGCACUCACCGUUCUCAGCUUGCGACUGAUAUGCGCGCUACUGGAGGCCAAACGCCGCCGUGCCAAGUUGACGGGCAGUGGCCGCAAGUCGGCCGACAAGGAGCGGCAAACGGACCGGACCACCCGGAUGUUGUUGGCCGUGCUCUUGUUGUUCCUGAUCACCGAGUUUCCGCAGGGCAUAUUAGGCCUGCUCACGCUGCUGCUCGGCAAGCGGUUCUUCCAGGACUGCUACCAGAACAUGGGCGAGGUUAUGGACAUGCUGGCGCUGGUCAACUCGGCCAUCAAUUUCAUACUGUACUGCGUGAUGAGCCGGCAGUUCCGCAACACGUUCAGCCUGCUCUUCCUGCCGUCCUGGAUCUCCAAGGCCGAGUCACAUGCUCUGUCACACGGUAACCCAACCACCACGCAAGUCACGCAAGUCUAAGGCGGCGGCUUCGACGGUGUCGUUGCGACGUUGCCCCCCGUUAACCCGUCGUCGUUGUCAUAUCGAUAACGCGACACCCACCUCACAAUACCCACCACCCAUCGAUCGCCAACUUCGACGGCGGUGACGACAAUGAUACUAUUAUAACGUAUAUAGGCGGUAAUUCACCAAGGAUUCUCACUCACCAUUUUCACAUCAAUAAUGUAAAUUGUUUAAUUUGUUCAAAUUCUGAUCUCUGGAAUUUUCAGGUAAUUUGUAGGUAUUUUUUAUGCUGAAAUACUCAGAUUUCUUAUAAUUUUUUAUGAGAAGUUCCUGUGACGAUGCCAACUUUUGCUUUUCAAAUGAGAACCACCCUUUUUACUGUAGACUAUUUAGCAAAUGAUUAUUUGUUUUUGGAAUCUUCAAUGUAUCCAUGUUAUAAUAAAUUAAUAAACUAUAAUGAUAUAAUAAACUAGGUAUGAUGGCAACGAACCAAUUUUUGUAUUAUGUUGCGCAAAGAUGGCGACGGUCUUUCGCUACUUUUCAUUGGUUUAGAUAAUAUUAUCAUAAUAAGAAAUUUAAAAACGGCGAAAGACCAGCGCCAUUUUUGUCAAAGUGAUGGUCGGCGGGUGAAGAAGAUGCGUAUCACGAUGUGUACAUCAUAUCUAGUUUAUUAUAUCAUGAAUGUAUCUAAAUACUAAAAUUGUUCUUAGUAUUAAAAAAUAUAACCUUUAAGUAUUCAUGAAAAUUGCAAAAAUCAGAACUUGAAUAAAUGCAUUAUUAAAGGAAAAGAGAGAGUGGUCAGCGAAUCACCCUGUUUAUAAACAUUGUCUCGUUACGUUUUGGCCGUCUUUAAGACUCAGAAUUCUAAUACUUAAAUGUUAAUGAUAAUUACAAAGCGACCACACAGGGUUAUUGUUUUUAAUCUACACGCUGUUUUUAGCACUAAACAAUUUCACUGUUCAUGUUUCGAGCCUUUUUCACUAUUCCGCUGGUUCCAAGCUUCAUAUCCGUACCGAAUUUCGUUCAAAUUCCUUUACAUCACUCAUUCAAGUACUAUCCACUUUCGAACAACGUUUAAAUAAUAAUUUACUGGCGCAACAAUUAUAGCCCAUAUUUAUAUACAUAAAUAGGCAGUUUUAGUCCACAGAAUACAACUAAUUUAUGGAUCAGCAUUUCAUUAGAUUAUCAAAAUAAUAAUAAUAAUAUAAUAACGUUUGCCUUUGAUCAUCAAGCAGAACAUUUGGUUUAGAUUUUCGGUAUACAUUGUAUUGUUCUGUAUUCAACAAAAUAUUUCGAUCAUUUCAUAUGUCCAUAAUUAAUAAGUAAUAACAUUACCUACAUAUUGUAUUCAAAUUAAGUAAAAUAGUUGUGUAAAAAAAGUCAUUUAUUUCCGUUUUAGUUUUAGUCAUGUAGUGAUUUCAGCAGUGUAAGUCGGACAAAAAGUGCUGACCUCUAGAUGUUUUUGGUUCCUUAGUUUCCGCGAGGUACCUAUUAUACGAACAAUAAUUUUAUUGCGAUUUCUAAUGAAAUAGAUUUUAACAACAACUUUUUAAAGUAAAGUGAAUGUUUCAACAUAUUCUGCGGUAAUUGUCAACGCGUUUAAAAUAUUAUUAUUUUAAUUUGUACAACUUGAAAGUCGAAGAUAACCAAACUAUUACAUACACGAAGAUUGCAUUGCUAUAAUGGCUUAUAAUUAUACUACUGCAAUUAUUAUAGUAAGGUCUAUGAAAAUGUUGUUAUACUUAAACGAAAGUAUUCAGCAAAAGUCAAAUCACCGAUGGAUUCACUCCGUAAUGAGAAUCAUAAAAGUGACUAACCCUAACACUAUGCGAUUGUGUUGGAUUUUUAAUUUAAUAAUACCAAAAUGAAAUGAUGAAUAAAAUUAACAAAUUUUUAUGUUAAUAAAAAAAAACUAUGUUAAAUUUACAAAAUCCAUCUAUUUAUUAAUGAAAAAAAAUUUAUUAAUUUGUGCAUGUUGAUUUAUAUACACGAAUUCUAUUAAAAAAUUAGAAUUAUGUGUUUAUUGUUAAGAACUACAAUGAAUUAAGUACCCAAUGUUAUAUAUUAACUAUAUAGUUAAAUAAUUAUUGUACUUGUACAUAAGCAUAAACAUUAAAAACAUUUUGACAUUUAUAUUAAUCUUUAUGAUGAAAAUAUUGUUAUAUUAAAAUUAAUAAAAUUAGAAUAUUCUGUAAAUUGUUAGUUAAAAUAUAAAAUAGGUAGAUAGGGUUAUAAAGUAUAAUUUAGUCUUUAGAGAGACUAUCUAUCAGAUGUUAUAUUUUUAUUUGUUCGCGUUUGAUAAGUGUUUUUGUAAUUAAAAUAUUAUUAGCACGAAUUUUUAUUGAAUAAUAAAACAUGUUGUAUUUAUUUAUAGCUUUUGAAAGAAUUUUUGGUCAUAUACAUUUCAAUGUUUUCGUAGAUCGUAGUUAACUAAUCGUUUUUCUAAUUUUUUUGUUUGUACAAA
Molecule: messenger RNA, 4283 nt
Organism: Metopolophium dirhodum (rose-grain aphid)
Lineage: Eukaryota; Metazoa; Arthropoda; Insecta; Hemiptera; Aphididae
Product: G-protein coupled receptor dmsr-1-like
Exons: 4
Coding region: 569-1837 (422 amino acids)
Biological process (GO): G protein-coupled receptor signaling pathway
Cellular component (GO): membrane
Molecular function (GO): G protein-coupled peptide receptor activity
Source: RefSeq, a predicted model, not a curated record